Cydia splendana is the source of this 918-nucleotide messenger RNA. RefSeq lists its product as uncharacterized. NCBI's taxonomy places the organism in Eukaryota, Metazoa, Arthropoda, Insecta, Lepidoptera, Tortricidae. Bases 1 to 918 code for a protein of 305 amino acids. The transcript has a single exon. The record is from RefSeq and is a predicted model, not a curated record.
AUGUCUGACAGCGAGGAUGGAGCUCAAGACAAGCGAAAAAUGGAAAAAGAAAACGUGCAAGAACCAAAUACAGCAUCGAAUGCGCUACAUCUGCAGCUGCCGUCAUCAAGCUACGAUCUCGCCGGAAUCUCCAUCCAGUCCAAGUUACUACCGUUUUGGCGCGAGCAUCCACGUUUAUGGUUUGCGCAGUUUGAAGCUAUCGUCGAACCUCUGAAGACAAGUGAUGACCAGAAAUUUCGAUAUGCACUCGGCGUUAUGCAAGCAGCUGAUAUUCAACAAGUUAGCGACAUCAUUCUUAAGCCGCCAUCCACUGGCAAGUACAACGCGCUGAAAACUCGUCUCCUUUCUGUCUACGAAGAAUCUGCGUCCAGGCAAUUCCAGAAGCUUAUCAGCGGUCUCGAGCUAGGGGAACAGAAGCCAACACAGCUUUUAAGACGAAUGCGAGAACUAGGCAAGAAUAUGGUACCAGACGACGGUUUGAAGGUCAUGUGGAUGAAUCAACUCCCAGUACAAGUACGCACAGUUCUUUCUGUCAACAACGAGUCAUCACUAGAUAUUCUCGCCGCCAUGGCCGACAAGAUGUUAGAGCACGCCGAGCCAGUCACCGUUGCUGCAGUCACACAAGCCACAGACUUUCAAGCCCCGCAAAGCAGCCAAAACACAUUUUUUGAGAAGUUAUCCCAGAAGCUCGACAGUUUAACACUCGAAAUUGCAGCCCUUCGGUCCGGCGGCCGGCAACGCUAUCGUCGUCCCUUUCGCUCUCGCAGCCGUUCCCGUUCGAGAUCUAUGGCGGCGCAUGGAACUUCACGCAAUCCAGGUGAUCCUGGAUGGCUCUGCAGAUAUCACUUCAGAUUCGGAGACAAAGCACGAAGAUGUGAAUCGCCGUGUAGCAAGAAAACUAGCUCAUCGGAAAACUAA